AACCGCGAGUUUGGCCCGAUGUAAACGAACCCUUCGGUUUAUUCAGUACGGCCGCGACCGUUGACCGGUCGACAGAUCAUAAUUUUACUAUCAUUAUUAUGACCGAGUCGCUGAGCGGUAUAAACCCGGUAUCGUCGACACGGCCGUCGCAGGCCCCGUCCGUGAUUUGUGUGACUACCAAUUUUGCCAUUACUGCGCGUUGACAUUAUUAUUUCGCGGUACUGUUCAUAACGAUUUACACCUGACGACCACCGCCGCCGUGUGGUUAUCACUACUUCCGGUCUGAGGCGCCGCCGACACCUCGUACGUUACAGGCAUUGCAGCAUCACAGGUCACGGUUUCCGGACAGUUAUAAUGGACGGACCCGGAGGAGAAGGAGACGGCGGACAGUCGGAGCAUCAUCAGCAGCAGCAGCAGCAGCAGGACAAUGAACACCGUCCUGCGGCCGACGCGCAACAGCUGGACAUACCCAAACCGCCGGCACGCCGCCUGUCGCGCAGCACAAUGUCACUGAAGAUUGCACCUGAUAUACCGCCAAAACCGCCGAAAUUCCAGUUUUUCCCAUCGUCCCCGACCGCCGUGUGCCUGACCAUGCCCAUGACCCCGAUCGCCGACCCGACCAUACCAAAUGGGUUCUCGCCGCAACUUUACCAGGCGUACACGUCAAAUAAAGCCACCGAUUUUUUCUUCAAACAGCUCGACGGAUUCAAAGAUAUCGUCUCCACGGCCAAAUCGAGAUUAAGCUUUGGUGAACGAGCCGUUUUCUGGAUGUAUGACAAAAUCAGAGAAUGGUCUAGAAAGUGGCUUACUCAUUUCUUCCUACUCUUCAUUGCUGCCGGUUAUUGCGCAGCUGGAGCGCUAAUAUUUCAAGCAGUCGAAGGGUCGAAAGACCAAAACAUAGUUCCCAGAGAAAGAGAACAGUUGAUUAUAAAUCUUGCCAAUCUAAUGGAGAAAAUUGUAAAAAAAAAUGACUCAAUAUUUAUAGAAACCAGAAAUCUCAUUCAAAAAUACGAGUCUUUUUAUGUACAGAACAACAAGCCAGAAUGGAAUUAUUUAAACGCCGUAUUUUAUUGUGGCACAGUGUUCACGACCAUAGGUAAGUUCAAAUAAUACAGAAGUAUAGACUAUAGGACACAAAUAUUAUUCUGUAUGCUUAAGUCAUUCGACAUAGUGCCAUUGAUAUAAUAUGUUCUGAAUUGUUCCCGGUUCAUUUUGAGAACGUUGUUGCAUCUACAACUAGGUAAUAAACUACAUAACCUAUUACGCAAAACAUUUUGCGUUAAACCUAUAAUUAUCCAUUAAAUACCUAGUACCUACCGGCUACCAUAAUGCCUUAUAUGACAUGCAUCAAAUACUUUUCAUACUAUUUCACACAUGAAAUACAUCUAGACUCAUUUGUGAUUAGUGAUUACUGAAAACAAACAAUUUCGUAAAAUCAUAAAUUCGCUCUUUUGAAUUGUAUAACAUAUUAUCAUAAUCUUAUUAAAAUGUGUUCAUAGAAUGUGAGUGCAGUUAAAAUGACUCCAAAGCAACCGUUAUUAUAAAGGCAGCGGAAAAUUGUAAAAUUAGA
Messenger RNA from Acyrthosiphon pisum (pea aphid), 1570 nucleotides. RefSeq lists its product as uncharacterized. The transcript is spliced from 4 exons. Gene Ontology annotation, biological process: potassium ion transmembrane transport; stabilization of membrane potential. The coding region runs from base 355 to 1110 and encodes 251 amino acids. Gene Ontology annotation, molecular function: outward rectifier potassium channel activity; potassium ion leak channel activity. Gene Ontology annotation, cellular component: plasma membrane. Lineage: Eukaryota; Metazoa; Arthropoda; Insecta; Hemiptera; Aphididae. The record is from RefSeq and is a predicted model, not a curated record.